AUGGCGGCGAGUCGGAAGGCAUCAUUGGCCCUAUGCAUGGUGGCGCUUAUUGCCCAGGGUGUGCCCACCGUCACUUCCGUGAAGGUGUCGCCGCACCGCAUCGAUCGCGGCAUCCACAAAGGCAAUACUUCGCGCACGAGUGCCAAUGCGCAAGCCGUUUCCAACACCGCGGCAAGCAGCGAUUUCGGGCCAUACGACCUCGUGAAUGAGAACUACCAGACGCUGGCAUUGACCUCCCUUACGUCUCAGGCGCAGUCGGAUAUACAGCUGGGUUGCGGCGCGGGCGCAGCGUUCUUAGAUACCGAUAUUUCUUUCCGGAUUCAGCGGGAUGACUCGUCUCAUUCGUCCAGUGUAACGUAUAUGCGCCGUAGCAACGGUCAAGUUGAGACAUUUACGUUCAUAGGUGGCUACGCGGACCACACGCGCCUCGAGUACAAUAGAGGGAUCCUCCAGUGCAUCUGCAGCGGUGUCAGUGCCAAUGCGUGCCGGUGCCAAUCUUUGGGAGUUGAGUCGUCGACGGAAGUCCUGCUGCUCAGCAUUGACUUCAAUCUUCGGAGUGGUUCGGUCUGGUCUGGCCAGUGGUUUCGCAAUUAA
This is a messenger RNA of Prorocentrum cordatum, 594 nucleotides long. The record is from the annotation of a GenBank genome assembly. NCBI's taxonomy places the organism in Eukaryota, Dinophyceae, Prorocentrales, Prorocentraceae.